UUUCUUAUAAGUCAUCGAUGAGCCAACCAGGCUUCCGUACAUAUCAAGUAUUUGUUAACCUCAGAUGCUUAAAAAAGUUAACUUUCAAAAUAAAAUUUUAGGUAGUAUCUAUCAAAAUAUAAAAAACAAUAUGAGUACAUCAAACCGACCAGUUGAAAAUUCAAUGAAAAAAAAAUUGGAACAAGGUCUAGAACCAUCAUAUUUGGAAAUUAUUAAUGAAUCGGCUAUGCACAAUGUACCUAAAGAUUCAGAAUCUCAUUUCAAAGUAGUAGUGGUCUCAGAUAAAUUUAAAGAUGUACCUUUAAUUAAGCGUCAUCGAAUGGUUAAUGAUUUGUUGAAAACUGAAUUGGAAGAAAGUAUCCACGCUUUGUCAAUAGUCCCAAAAACUCCGUCUCAAUGGGAAGAAAGUAACAAAGUUAUCGCGCCUAGUCCAGCGUGUAAAGGAGGAUUUGGUAAAUAAUCAAGUACAAAAUUAUUAAACUUCGGCCGUUGUACAUAUGAAAAUUAUGGAUUUAAUAAAAAACAAGUAUUUUAA
Cotesia glomerata is the source of this 535-nucleotide messenger RNA. Its product is annotated as bolA-like protein DDB_G0274169. The record is from RefSeq and is a predicted model, not a curated record. Bases 65 to 460 code for a protein of 131 amino acids. The transcript is spliced from 4 exons. NCBI's taxonomy places the organism in Eukaryota, Metazoa, Arthropoda, Insecta, Hymenoptera, Braconidae. Gene Ontology annotation, cellular component: mitochondrion.